This is a messenger RNA of Ictidomys tridecemlineatus (thirteen-lined ground squirrel), 1973 nucleotides long. RefSeq names its product Enah/Vasp-like (gene Evl). NCBI's taxonomy places the organism in Eukaryota, Metazoa, Chordata, Mammalia, Rodentia, Sciuridae. The record is from RefSeq and is a predicted model, not a curated record. Gene Ontology annotation, molecular function: actin binding; SH3 domain binding; profilin binding. Gene Ontology annotation, cellular component: cytoskeleton. Gene Ontology annotation, biological process: actin polymerization or depolymerization; positive regulation of actin filament polymerization; protein homotetramerization.
CCAGCCUGGAGCCUAAGCACACGCUGCAUUAAUCAGCCUUGCUGGAAUGAUCACAUGGUUUCUAGCUGCCGCUUGUCAGCAGCUGGCGGAGCUGGAGGCUGCAGGCCCCUGUCUGCAGAAAGCCUUUCACUUCGGAAUAUCAGGGGGGUGUGGAAGCCCCGCCUCUGUAUUCUGCACUUCUCACCAUCUGACUGACUAAAUGGUUGUCCUCCGCACCAGAAAGGCCACCAUACAAUCUGAGGAAACUGUUUCUGGCUAGGUCAUGUUUGCAUUUGAGGAAUUCAGUGAACAGAGCAUCUGCCAAGCCCGGGCCUCCGUGAUGGUCUACGACGACACCAGUAAGAAGUGGGUGCCCAUCAAGCCUGGCCAGCAGGGAUUCAGCCGCAUCAACAUCUACCACAACACUGCCAGCAACAGCUUCAGGGUCGUCGGAGUCAAGCUACAGGACCAGCAGGUUGUGAUCAACUACUCCAUCGUGAAAGGGCUGAAGUACAACCAGGCAACGCCAACCUUCCACCAGUGGCGCGACGCCCGCCAGGUUUACGGCUUGAACUUUGCAAGUAAGGAAGAGGCGACCACGUUCUCCAACGCCAUGCUGUUUGCCCUGAACAUCAUGAAUUCCCAGGAGGGAGGCCCCUCCACCCAGCGUCAGGUGCAGAAUGGCCCCUCUCCUGAGGAGAUGGACAUCCAGAGAAGACAAGUGAUGGAGCCGCAGCAGCACCGUCAGGAGUCUCUGGAGAGAAGAGCCUCAUCCACAGGGCCAGUCCUCCCACCGGGGCAUCCCUCAUCUGCAGCCAGCGGUCCCCUCUCAUGUAGUGGGCCUCCGCCCCCACCCCCACCCCCCGUCCCACCCCCACCCACGGGGGCCGCCCCACCACCACCACCACCCCUGCCGGCUGGAGGCGCCCAGGGGGCCAGCCAUGAUGACAGCUCCGUGUCAGGACUGGCCGCCGCCCUGGCUGGGGCCAAGCUGAGAAGAGUGCAGCGGCCAGAAGAUGCGUCUGGAGGCUCCAGUCCCAGCGGGACGGCAAAGUCUGAUGCCAACCGGGCGAGCAGUGGGGGUGGUGGAGGAGGCCUCAUGGAGGAGAUGAACAAACUGCUGGCCAAGAGGAGAAAAGCAGCCUCCCAGACAGACAAGCCCACAGACAGAAAGGAAGACGAAAGCCAGACGGAAGAUCCCAGCACCUCCCCCUCCCCAGGGACCCGAGCCGCCAGCCAGCCCCCUAACUCCUCAGAGGCUGGUCGGAAGCCCUGGGAGCGGAGCAACUCGGUGGAGAAGCCUGUGUCUUCAUUACUGUCCAGAACCCCGUCUGUGGCUAAGAGCCCUGAAGCCAAGAGCCCCCUUCAGUCACAGCCUCACUCUAGGGUGAAGCCUGCUGGGAGCGCUAAUGACGUGGCCCUGGAUGCCUUAGAUCUGGACCGAAUGAAACAGGAGAUCCUGGAGGAGGUGGUCCGAGAGCUCCACAAGGUGAAGGAGGAGAUCAUCGAUGCCAUCAGGCAGGAGCUGAGUGGGAUCAGCACCACGUAAGGCGACCACCACCCGGAGGACAGCAAGGAGCCCCCACCCGCCUCCAGCGCACAUGGAGCGUGGGGGCCAGGAUGCGCUCCACCUAAGUCUCAGCCUGUGAUCAAAUUCAAAACGAGGAAACAAAGUUCAACUCCUGGAUUUUUUUAGAUUCUAUCUGACACAGAAUACCAGGUCUAUUCUCUUUUUUUGUAUUUUAUAUUUGCUUAUUUAAGUGUACAUUUCUUUGGUUUAUAGAGGACACCCCCAAGUCAACUGCUUCAUUAGAUGGUUUCCAGGUUUCCUCCAGGUGACGCUGUGAGCCCCUGAGCUGGCAGCGAGGGGCCGGCUGGGCUCGGCAUCCCGCACAGCACGGCCGCCCGGCAAGCUCCGCCCCAGCACCUCGGUGUUGUCUGUCCACGCACCGCGUGUUAUGUCCACACAGUAAUAAACCACUUACUGUCCACAC